UUUUUAAAUGUGACUAAGUCUCUGAACAGGGCAGAGUGCAUUCUGAAUCAAAACAUUUGUAGAGUCUGUAAACAGCCUGAAGCCUGAAGAAUCCAGGAAGAGAUGCAGUAUGAUUAUGGAAAAAACAAGAAGGAACAAACUGAACCUGUAAAAGCAGAUGUAAAAGGAUCUCUUCCUGAUUGGCUGCAAGGCACUCUUGUGCGAAAUGGCCCAGGUCUCUUCUCAUGUGGAGAGACUUCUUAUAAUCACUGGUUUGAUGGAAUGGCGCUCUUGCACAGUUUCACAAUCAAACAUGGAGAGGUUACAUACAGAAGCAAGUAUCUCAGAAGUGACACGUACAACAGCAACAUGGAAGCCAAUAGAAUCGUAGUUUCAGAAAUGGGGACCAUGGCAUAUCCGCAUCCAUCCAAAAACGUGCUCACCAAAGUGAUCACCUUUAUCAAUCACACCGUCCCAGACUUCACAGACAAUUGUGCUAGUAACAUAAUAAAAUAUGGAAAUGAUUAUUAUGCUACUUCUGAAACCAAUUACAUUCGCAAAAUUGACCCAGUGACCUUGGAGACUCAAGACAAGGUGGACUACAAAAAAUACAUUGCUAUAAGCCUUGCUAUAUCUCACCCACACUAUGAUAAAGAAGGAAACAGCUACAACAUGGGAACGUCAAUUGCAGACAAGGGCAAGACCAAAUUUGUGAUAUUUAAGGUCCCUGCAGUUGAACGUGGUAAAACUCCAGCUACCUCUGAUUGGACUCCAGCCUUGAAGAAUGCUGAGAUCAUGGCCACGAUUCCUUGCCACUCCCUCCUCACUCCGAGUUAUUACCACAGCUUUGGCAUGACAGAGAACUUUUUCAUCUUUAUUGAGCAACCCUUAAAGCUGGACAUUGUCAAAAUGGCCACUGCUUACAUGAGGGGGGUGAGCUGGGCUAGCUGCAUGAAAUUCCAGCCUGAGCAUCAAGUCCUAAUUCACCUCAUUGACCGACACACCAAGAAAGAAGUUGACGUGAAAUACUCCACAGACACGAUGGUGGUAUACCAUCACGUCAAUGCUUUUGAAGAGGAUGGACAUGUGAUAGUUGACGUGAUCGCUUAUGAUGACUACGGCCUAUACGACAUGUUCUACCUGGACAAGCUGAAAGAACGAUCUGCAAGCAGUAAUAAAGUCAAGCCACAGUACAAACGCUUUGUGCUGCCACUUGCUGACAAGUGUGCCAAGACUGGAGAAAACCUGGUCAAGUUGAAAUACACGACAGCGACUGCCGUAAAAGAGAAAGAAGGAAAACUACUCUGCAAGCCAGAGGUUAUGAGUGAAGGCACUGAAGUUCCCAGAAUCAAUUACAAUUACAACGGACAGAAGCACAGAUAUGCUUAUGUGACCGACGUGGGGACUCCAACAGCUACAAAGGUUAUCAAGUUGGAUGUUGAAACAAAGCUGCAAGUUGAAUGGAGCGCAGAGAACUGCUGGCCUUCCGAGCCUGUGUUUGUUCCUAGACCUGGUGCGAGUGAAGAGCAUGAUGGCGUAGUCCUAACUACAGUCAUAAACGGUAAUCCGGGUGAGUCUGACUUUCUUCUGGUGCUUGAUGGGAAGUCGUUCCAAGAAAUGGCCCGGGCUAGCGUGAACGUGGAGCUGCACAUAGACAUGCAUGGCUUAUUUAUACCACAACAUGAUAUUGAACCUCCACGUGCUGCUAAAGAAUCUUCAACCCGCUGUUGAAUAUGUACUUUGGACUAGAAUGUGUUAGUUAGUUUAACUUAACUAAGUGGACUAAAUGUUAAAGACGUUUCAUGGCAUUAUGAAAGAUUGUCUAUAGGGUCACUUUGGAUACAAGGUUCUUGCAGUAAAUAAAUGGGACACUAUAUUAAUAUCAAAAUGCAAAGCGUUUUGUAUAAUAAAAAAUAAAAAUCAGAAGUCCUGUAAA
Ictalurus punctatus (channel catfish) is the source of this 1915-nucleotide messenger RNA. It is a transcript of the gene bco1, whose product is annotated as beta-carotene oxygenase 1. The transcript is spliced from 11 exons. The record is from RefSeq and is a predicted model, not a curated record. NCBI's taxonomy places the organism in Eukaryota, Metazoa, Chordata, Actinopteri, Siluriformes, Ictaluridae. Bases 103 to 1710 code for a protein of 535 amino acids. Gene Ontology annotation, biological process: carotene catabolic process; retinal metabolic process. Gene Ontology annotation, molecular function: beta-carotene 15,15'-dioxygenase activity; carotenoid dioxygenase activity.